Camellia sinensis is the source of this 2073-nucleotide messenger RNA. NCBI's taxonomy places the organism in Eukaryota, Viridiplantae, Streptophyta, Magnoliopsida, Ericales, Theaceae. The record is from RefSeq and is a predicted model, not a curated record.
AUGUCGAGAAAGAGAGCUGAGGAUAUGAAAUGGUUCACUGAAAAACGUCUAGAUGACGGUGUAUUGAGGCAUCCUGCAGAUAGUGAUGAGUGGAAGGAAUUCGAUUCACAACAUCCCAAAUUCGCCUUGGAGCCUGGGAAUAUGAGGCCAGGGUUGGCUACUGAUGGGUUCAACCCUUUCGAAAAUAUGAAUAACUCAUAUAGAAUUGAUAUUGAUGUCUACAUGAGACCUUUUGUAGAUGAAUUGAAUGAAUUAUGGACAACUGGUACAUUAUCCUAUGAUGCCUCGACUGGUGAGACUUUCUGUAUGCGUUCAGCUUUGUUGAGGACGAUACAUGAUUGGCCUGCAUUUAGUGACAUGUCUGGAUGGAGGACAAAGGGUCAUUACUCUUGUUACACUUGCAAUGAUGAACCAUAUUUUGAAUCUUUAAGAAGUAAUACUACAUACAAUAGCCAUCGAUGCUACUUGCCUGAUGACCACCCAGAAAGGCAAAAGAGUAGAGCAUAUAAUGGCAAGCAUGAAAAAUGGAAGAGAUCUUUGGUGAUACCGAUAGAAAAGAUUGAAGAACAAUUAGGCAGCGUGACAGGUGUCACAUAUGGAAAACAUCCAAGCAACAUGAAAAGACCUCGUCAGAACCCAAAUUGGACAAAGGUAAGCAUCUUGUAUGAGCUACCGUAUUGGAAGAAAAAGAGGCUUCGACACAACAUUGAUGUCAUGCACAUGGAGAAGAACUUUAGUGAAAAUGUUAUUAGAACUAUGUUGGGAAUUGAUGGGAAGAACAAGGAUACAGAUAAGGCACGAAUGGAUUUAGAAGAUAUGAAUAUAAGGAAAGAAUUGUGGCUGAUAAAAAAUCCCGAUGGAUCAUAUGUCAAACCUCGAGCCUGCUUCUCACUGACCCCUAAAGAGAGAGAGGGUUUCUUUGAAUUCUUGAAAUCAAUCAAGUAUCCAGAUGGGUAUGCGGCAAACAUUUCGAGAUCAGUGAAUGCAAAAAAUGGUAAAUUAACAGGAUUGAAAAGCUACGACUGCCGUGUACUUAUACAACGGAUUCUUCCUAUUGGGAUGCGUGGUUACAUAGAAAAAGAGAUCAGUACAACACUUUUUGAGUUAGGUAGCCUUUUCCAAGAUCUAUGCUCAAGGACACUCAAACGAAGUGAAAUGGAGAAAUUAGAGGAAUGCAUAGUACUCAUACUAUGUAAGUUUGAAAAGAUAUUUCCUCCAGCCUUCUUCAAUGUGAUGGUUCAUUUGGCCAUUCACUUGCCACGUGAGAUUAUUCUCGGAGGACCUGUGCAAUAUCGGUGGAUGUACCCGAUUGAAAGGUUUCUCGGAGCUUUAAAAAAGUGUGUCAACAACCAAGCUCGACCAGAAGGUUCUAUUGCAAAGGCUUACAUUGUCAAUGAGUGCAUUACUUUUUGCUCAAUGUAUCUUGAAGGGAUUGAAACCGUGCGUAAUCGAGAUGCACGAAAUGAAGAUUAUGGAGUCCGGCGUCAAGGUUUGACAAUAUUCACCGAAACUGCUCGUCCUAUCGGCCAAAUUAGAAAGCAUGUUGAGAUGUCACAGGAACUUCGUGAUAUUUCUCAUUGGUUCUUAUUAUACAAUAACCCUGAGAUAGAGAAGUAUCUUCAGGAACAAAAGAAUUUGUUACAAAUUUCCACUGGACAAGAUAUAACUCAGAUACAACAGAAAGAAUUUCCGAAGUGGUUCAAAGAAUAUAUAAAUAGAUUGAGAGUUGAUGAGGCACCAGAAGGAACCGAAGAAUUGUGUUCAUUAGCAAAUGGUCCUAAUUUGCUAGUGAAAGAGUACUCAGGUUGUAUAAUCAAUGGUGUAAGAUUCCAUACGAAGGAAUUAGACAAUCGUUGUAAGAGUCAAAAUAGUGGUGUGCUUACCAAAGGAGACAACAAGGGAGAGAUGCAUGAAUUCUAUGGUCACUUGUGCAAUAUUUGGGAAUUUGAGGAUGAUAUUGAAGCUGAGGUUAUUCCGAAUAAAACAAAGAGAGAUGGUAGAGAUGAUGAAGAAGAUGAAGAACUUGGCAUACUUGAUGAUGAUAUGGAACCUGAUAUGGAUUAUGAUAUUUAG